AUGCAGUUCUCAGCCAUCAUUGCCCUCUUUGCCUCUCUGGCUAUUGCCGCGCCCGCUGGGGAGACGACUACUCACGAGCUCGCUGCUCGUGACGGCCCUUGCUCUUCUGGUGUUACUAACAACGUCCCCAAGUGCUGUGGUACUGGUGUCCUCGACCUCCUCUACCUGGACUGCAAGACUCCCACUCAAGCCACCUCCGUUCUCAACCCCUUGAGUGCUGUCUGCGGCCGUGUUGGUCUCCAGGCCAAGUGCUGCACCGCCGGUAUCGGCUCUGUCGGUGUUUUGUGCCAGGAUGCUCUUCCCGAGUAA
Molecule: messenger RNA, 309 nt
Organism: Trichoderma virens Gv29-8
Lineage: Eukaryota; Fungi; Ascomycota; Sordariomycetes; Hypocreales; Hypocreaceae
Product: hydrophobin
Exons: 3
Coding region: 1-309 (102 amino acids)
Cellular component (GO): extracellular region
Source: RefSeq, a predicted model, not a curated record